AUGUUAACGUCGAAUCGACGCGGACGUAUGGAGGAGAGUGUGUGUAGUGCGCGUGACGGUGAUCUGGUGAAUAUAUCGAUAUCGCGCAUUGUGGCCGAUUUCUUCAUUAUGUUGUGUUGCGGUGAGUGA
Molecule: messenger RNA, 129 nt
Organism: Anisakis simplex (herring worm)
Lineage: Eukaryota; Metazoa; Nematoda; Chromadorea; Rhabditida; Anisakidae
Source: the annotation of a GenBank genome assembly